Molecule: messenger RNA, 5848 nt
Organism: Myotis daubentonii (Daubenton's bat)
Lineage: Eukaryota; Metazoa; Chordata; Mammalia; Chiroptera; Vespertilionidae
Gene: POU2F2
Product: POU class 2 homeobox 2
Exons: 16
Coding region: 100-2205 (701 amino acids)
Biological process (GO): regulation of transcription by RNA polymerase II
Cellular component (GO): nucleus
Molecular function (GO): RNA polymerase II cis-regulatory region sequence-specific DNA binding; DNA-binding transcription factor activity, RNA polymerase II-specific
Source: RefSeq, a predicted model, not a curated record
GGUGACUUCCGGCAGAGAGGACUUGGCCCCCAGAGAGGGCGGGAGGUGACACAGUUGUUCCCCCAGCCCUGCGGGGCGGGCAGCACGGUUCACUCCAGCAUGGGGGCUCCAGAAAUAAGAAUGUCUAAGCCCCUGGAGGCCGAGAAGCAAGGUCUGGACUCCCCGUCAGAGCACACAGACACUGAAAGAAAUGGACCCGACACUAACCACCAGAACCCCCAGAAUAAGACCUCCCCGUUCUCCGUGUCCCCAACUGGCCCUGGCACCAAGGUGGGCAUUCUCUCUGGCCUCCACUUAACAUUCUGGGGUCCCGGACCCUGCCUCUCUCCCCCCCAGAUCAAGGCCGAAGACCCCAGUGGUGACUCAGCCCCAGCAGCACCCCCGCCCCCCCAGCCGGCUCAGCCACAUCUGCCCCAGGCCCAGCUCAUGCUGACGGGCAGCCAGCUCGCCGGGCUCACGGCGCUGAUGCCAGCUCAGCAGCAGCUCCUCCUGCAGCAAGCGCAGGCCCAGCUCCUGGCCGCCGCCGUGCAACAGUCCAAUGCUGCUGCCGCCGCCGCCGCUGCCUCCUCCACCUCCUCUUCCUCUUCUUCCUCCUCCUCCUCUGCCUCCUCCUCGACCUCGCAGCCCCCAGCCUCCUCUGGGGGAGGCGACCUGCCACCACCACAGCCCGCCAGCCAGCCCCCUGGGACCCCACAGCUCACCCUGUCCCAGCCCAUCCAGCUCACAGCACAGGACAUACAGCAGCUUCUCCAGCUCCAGCAGCUGGUGCUUGUGCCGGGUCAUCACCUCCAGCCCCCUGCUCAGUUCCUGCUGCCGCAGGCCCAGCAGAGUCAGCCAGGCCUGCUACCGACGCCAAAUCUAUUCCAGCUACCUCAGCAAACCCAGGGAGCUCUUCUGACCUCCCAGCCCCGGGCCGGGCUGCCCACCCAGCCCCCCAAAUGCUUGGAGCCACCCUCCCACCCCGAGGAGCCCAGUGACCUGGAGGAGCUGGAGCAGUUCGCCCGCACCUUCAAGCAACGCCGCAUCAAGCUGGGCUUCACGCAGGGUGACGUGGGCCUGGCCAUGGGCAAGCUCUACGGCAACGACUUCAGCCAGACGACUAUCUCCCGCUUCGAGGCCCUCAACCUGAGCUUCAAGAACAUGUGCAAACUCAAGCCCCUCCUGGAGAAGUGGCUCAACGACGCAGAGACGAUGUCCGUGGACUCCAGCCUGCCCAGCCCCAACCAGCUGAGCAGCCCCAGCCUGGGUUUCGAUGGGCUCCCAGGCCGGAGACGCAAGAAGAGGACCAGCAUCGAGACAAACGUCCGCUUCGCCUUAGAGAAGAGUUUUCUAGCGAACCAGAAGCCUACCUCAGAGGAGAUCCUGCUGAUCGCGGAGCAGCUGCACAUGGAGAAGGAAGUGAUCCGCGUCUGGUUCUGCAACCGGCGCCAGAAGGAGAAACGCAUCAACCCCUGCAGCGCGGCCCCCAUGCUGCCCAGCCCCGGGAAGCCGGCCAGCUACAGCCCCCAUCUGGUCACACCCCAAGGGAGUGCUGGGACCUUGCCGAUGUCCCAAGCUUCCAGCAGUCUGAGCACAACAGUUACUACCUUAUCCUCAGCUGUGGGGACGCUCCACCCCAGCCGGACAGCCGGAGGGGGUGGGGGCGGGGGCGGGGCUGCGCCCCCCCUCAAUUCCAUUCCUUCUGUCACUCCCCCACCCCCGGCCACCACCAACAGCACAAAUCCCAGCCCUCAAGGCAGCCACUCGGCUAUCGGCUUGUCGGGCCUGAACCCCAGCGCGGGAAGCACAAUGGUGGGGUUGAGCUCCGGGCUGAGUCCAGCCCUCAUGAGCAACAACCCUUUGGCUACUAUCCAAGCCCUGGCCUCUGGUGGAACCCUGCCCCUUACCAGCCUUGACGGCAGCGGGAACCUGGUGCUGGGGGCAGCUGGUGCGGCCCCGGGGAGCCCUGGCCUGGUGACCUCACCGCUCUUCUUGAACCACGCUGGGCUGCCCCUGCUCAGCGCCCCGCCUGGCGUGGGCCUGGUCUCUGCAGCCGCUGCAGCUGUGGCAGCCUCCAUCUCCAGCAAGUCUCCGGGUCUCUCCUCCUCCUCCUCCUCCUCCUCUUCCUCCUCCUCCUCCUCGUCCUCCUCCUCCACUUGCAGUGAGGCCACAGCACAGACCCCUGGAGGCCCAGGGGGGCCGGAGGCAGGGUCCAAGCCCGAGUGAGGGCCCACCACGCCUCCCCUCCUACUCCUCUGACCCCCACUUCGGUCCCCGUCUAGAAGACAGCGAGGAGGCCAGCGAUGGGAGCGUAGGAGGGCCUUGGAGCAGGAGUGAUAAGGGAGAAAAGACCAAAAAAAUCUAACCACCAAAAAAAAAAAAAAAAAAAAAAAGAAAGAAAGAAAGAAGAGAAACCAACAAAAAAGAAAACCAAAAAUAAUCACAACAGAAACCAGCUGCCCCAAAGGAACCAGAGUGAAAAACAAACAAAAACCAAAAACAGACCAACACCCCCCCCCACCCCCCCCAACCAAACAAACCAAAAACCAGUUGCAAGCCAGACCUCAGUGUGCUCAUCCUCACAGCUAGGACACCAAAUAAGAACCCCAGCCAGGGGCCUAGAAGCCUGAGGGCGGACCUCACCCUGAGCCCCUGGCUGUGGGGCCAACCUGCAACCUUGCCUCCCCAGCAGGGAGCCAAAGAAGGAAAAAGAGAACGUGCCAGCCUCCUAGCCCCAGCCCCCAGCCCUGGGCCAGUGAAGACGGCACAGCCUGGGCCAGAGGGGUGGGGCUCAGCACCACCACCAAAUGUUCUUUUCCGAAAGGUGACAGAGAAAGGGCCUGAACAACCUUACACCAAAUAUUCAGUAGCUUCAUCCAAAGGAUGUACAGAAUUUUUAGCGUUGUGUUCAACAGAAUGUGUCCCCACCAUGCGUCCUUUCCCCUCCCCCCAGCUCUCCCCACCCAGGCAGGGGGUCUCGCUUUAACCUCCUCCCUCCCCCCGCCAGUGGAGAGUGCAGGGGAAGGCCUGGGAUGACUUUUCACCCCUGUACUUCCCCCUUUUCCCUUUGAAGGGUGGGCUAGGCCAUUUUUGCUAAGUUCUAGCUCUCACAUGUCCCCCCUCACCAGGUCACCCUCCUGUGCUCUGGGACCUCCCCCCUCCCUGGCCUAUGGGGAGGUGGAAGUUCCAGGCAAGAGGGAAUGAGGUGAGGGCAUCCAAGUUGUCUUUCUUUCCAUCCUUGUCUGUCAGUUUCCCUGAAAAAAAAAUUCAUAUUCCAGUGCCUAUCCGUGGAAUCCUUCACGUUCUUUGACAUUGACCAGAAACCAAAAAGAGAACUCACUUCACUCCCUCCCACUCCCCUGUGCCCCUCUGAUACUGGCAGAUGCCUCUUCCUCUCCCUGACACAUGCAGACACGCACUCACCCCAGUGGUGGGGUUCCUUGAGAUGGCAUCCCUAUCAGGGUCCGUGUGGCGGGGACAGUGCCAUGACCUGUGGUCCCCAUCUGAGAGGGCACUGUGGUAGCCACUGCUCCUAUGAGACCUCCCUCUAGUCUUGGCUGGACCCUGUGUUUGCUCAGCCCCGGACACAUCUCCACGUCGACAGACAGAGGAGACACCGCUGGGAGCCACUUUGCCCCCUGCUAUUGUGGAGGCCAACGAAGUUUUGAACCAAAAACAAAAAACCAAACAAACAAUAAAUUAAAACUAGAAAAAAGAAUUUAUAUAUAUAUUUAAGGGAAAGAAGAAGAGAGCUCUUCAAGAAUAAGAAGGAGCCGAGAGGCGGAGCCAAGCCCUGUCCAGGCCCUUGGUCCCCAAGGCGGAUGGAAGGACAGAUGCUUCUUUCUCCUCACAAAUACCUCAUGGACGUUGUCUUCGGGAAAGCCGGAGGGGGGCGGCUGGGGCAGGCCUGUCCCUCAGCCAGGGCAGAUGGAAGUGGGUGGGCAGGGCUGAGAAAGGGUGCCAGGGACUGGGGUGAAGAGCCCCAUACUCCCUGCCCCACCCCAAUCAACUGAAAAAGCUUUAAAAAAAACAACAACAGGAAAAAAGGAAUAAGAAGACAAAAAGAAUGGAUGAAGGAAAACUAACACACUUUCGGGUGGUUUGAUUCCUCCUUUGAUUUCUUUUUCUAUUCCAUCUGUCCCCUCUCCUCUGUAACUUUUCUCUCUGCUUCUCUCUCUCUCUCUCUCUCUCUCUCUCUCUCUCUCUCUCUCUCUCUCUCUCUCUCUCUCUCUCUCUCUCCUCUCUCUCAUUUACUACCCUCUCUCUUCCUUCUUCUCUCAUCUCUCUCAAUCUCAUUCUUUCUGUGUCUCUCCUCAAACCAAAGUGUUGCUGUGAAGGACGAGAGCCAUGGAAGUCAGCGUGGCCCUGCCCCUUGCUGGUCCGAGCAGAGCAGAGGGAGGGGGAACCCCCGAGACAGUGCUGCUGGACACUGAGGAGAGGCAGAGCCUCGUCGGAUGCCACUCUGGGCCCUGAGGCCUCCAUGUUCUUUUUCUCUUGUCUCCCUUCUCCCACCCGGGAAAUGAAACUGUUGGGCUGGGCCACAGAGGCGGCAGAGACUCGGCUGUUUCGGGGGUUUGGGGUGCCCUGUCUGGUACCAGUGGAGUGGCUGCCCCUCGGACCCUGGCACCCAUGAUGGGGCCUGGCAUGCCAUCAGCCAGCCUCGCAGGAAUGUAAGAAUCUCUGCUGAACCGACUCCCUGCCCUCACCCUACCUCUGAGUUUGUCCAUUUUUAUUUCCUGAAGAGAAGAGACUAUUGAGAGGGCCUGGGCAGACAAUAAGGACAUUUGAGCAGAGCAAAGUUAAAGGAAUUACAACCAAAAACCCCUCCGAGAAGACAGGCAGCAUGGAAGGCAUGGUGGAGAUGACUCAAACAAAAACUAUGAUUUCAGACCAAAAAAAGAAAAAAAGAGAAAAAAGAAAGAAAAAAAGAAUAAAAUAGGGAAAAAAAGAGAAAAAAAAUCCAGGACUCACCACCACCCACUUCAUCCUGCUUCCUCCCCAUCAAGUCCUGCCACCUGGGACCUCUCCCCAACCCCAGUGUGGGGGGAGUGGGGCAGACAGCAGAGGAGGAAGUAGGGAGCAGGGAUAGGGCCAAUGAUGCCCUGACACUGGUGGAGGGACCCCCCCAUGCAGCUGGGGGGUGGUGGGGACCCUCCCCAUACAACCCCUAUAACUGGGAAAAGAAAAACAAUAAAAGAAAAUUCCUGGGAGGGGGAAAAAUAACCAAAUCCCAAGCUUUAACUACAGCUGUGAAACCAAAUAUUGGGAAGGGGAUGGGAGGGAGGGAGGGGCAAGUGUGCCCCAGGUCUCCCCCCUGGGCCCCCUCCCCCGAGGACUCGAGAUAAGGCACCAAAUACCUCAUAGAACUUUAAUGUUAAAAAAAGGAAACCAAAUAUCGUUGGCUGGGGGCCGGCCAGGGCAAGGGGCUGGGGGGCAGAAGGGAGCCAGGGUUGGGAAGGUGAUGGGGGAAUUUGUGCCCCCCACUCCCCUCUUGCCCUUUCCACUCCAGUCCCCCGGCUGAACUCCGGGAAACAAAACUAUCUCAUCGUUUUUAUUUUGUGGUCUGUACAGAGCCUGUGUCCGUGUGUCUGUGUGAGCGAGAGAUUUGGGGGGUUGGGGAACAUUGUAUGGGGGUUGGGGAGGGAGACCCCAGACCAGGCUCUGGGCUAGGUGUGAUGUCUGAGGUGAGGGGCCAGGGGUCUGGGCUAGAAAGAGAGGAAGAUGAAUGGAUUGGAGAAAUGGGGCAUGGGGCACCCUCUGAAUUCCUCUUCUCCCCAACCAUGACCUCCUGCUUGAGGAAGGGACAGAGACUGGGUCUACCUUGAUGGUGGACCUUUGAAUUGUGCCAAAAAAAAAAAAAAAAAUGCCA